AUGGGAUCCACCAAUUCCUGCCUUCUGCAUGUACAUUUCUUUGUUUUUCUUCAGACUACAGGGGAUCUGGUAUCUGUUUUUGUCUAUGAAAUUAAACCUAAUUCGGAUGAACAGACGCAGGUCGCCAAGGCAGCUUUCAAGCGCUUUAAAACCCUCCGGCACCCCAAUAUUCUGUCCUACAUUGAUGGAUUGGAGACAGAGAAAUGCUUGCAUGUGGUGACAGAGCCCGUGACACCUCUGAGCACUUACCUGAAGUCGAAAGCUGACUCUGGAGGAUUAAGCGAACAGGAGAUCUCUUGGGGUCUCCAUCAGAUUGUGAAAGCUCUCAGCUUCCUGGUGAAUGACUGCAACCUCAUCCACAAUAAUGUGUGUAUGGCUGCUGUUUUUGUGGACCGUGCUGGUGAGUGGAAGCUGGGUGGCCUGGAUUACAUGUAUUCAGCCCAAGGUGACAACAUCCCGCCUCGGAAAGGGAUCCCUGAGUUGGAGAGAUUCGACCCGCCAGAGAAAACAGAUAGCAGCAAAACCGUUGGGGAGAAAUGGUCUGCAGACAUGUGGCGUCUUGGCUGCCUCAUCUGGGAGGUUUUCAAUGGCACCCUACCCCGCUCAUCCUCCUUGCGAUCCCUUGGCAAGAUCCCCAAGUCGCUGGUCCCCCACUACUGUGAACUGGUGGGGGCCAACCCCAGAAUACGCCCCAAUCCUGCCAAGUUCCUACAGAACUGCAGGGGCCCCAGUGGCUUCAUGAAGAACAGCUUUGUAGAGACCAAUCUUUUUCUGGAAGAGAUCCAGAUUAAGGAACCAGCAGAACGGCAGAAGUUCUUCCAGGAGCUGAGCAACAACCUAGAUACUUUCCCCGAAGAUUUCUGCCGGCACAAGAUCCUCCCACAGCUGCUGACCGCCUUUGAGUUUGGUAGUGCUGGUGCCAUCAUUUUGACCCCACUCUUCAAGGUAGGAAAGUUCCUGAACGCAGAAGAAUAUCAGCAGAAGAUCAUUCCUGUCAUCGUCAAAAUGUUCUCCUCCACCGACCGAGCCAUGAGGAUACGACUGCUGCAGCAGAUGGAAAACUUCAUUCAAUACCUCAAUGAACCCACUGUCAACACCCAGAUCUUUCCCCACGUUGUGCAUGGCUUCCUGGACACCAACCCGGCCAUUCGUGAGCAGACAGUGAAGUCGAUGCUGCUUCUAGCCCCCAAGCUGAAUGAGAACAACCUCAACAUGGAGCUGAUGAAGCACUUUGCCCGUCUGCAAGCCAAGGAUGACCAGGGGCCCAUUCGUUGCAACACCACCGUGUGCCUUGGAAAGAUUGGUCCUUACCUCAAUGCCAGCACUAGACAAAGAGUUUUGAUCUCUGCCUUCAGCCGUGCCACAAAAGACCCAUUUGCUCCCUCACGGGCAGCAGGUGUCUUGGGAUUUGCUGCCACUCACAACUUCUACUCUAUGAAUGACUGUGCAUUCAAAAUACUACCAGUUCUUUGUGUGCUGACAGUUGACCCUGAAAAGACAGUCAGGGAUCAGACGUUCAAGGCCAUUCGAAGCUUCAUGACUAAGCUAGAAGCUGUCUCUGAAGACCCAUCUCAGCUCUCUGAACUGGAAAAGGACAUUCAUGCAGCUUCCACGAGCCCUGGGAUUGGAGCAGCUGCCAGCUGGGCAGGCUGGGCCGUCACAGGGGUCUCAUCACUCACGUCAAAGCUAAUCCGAACCAAUGCUGGGACCACGGCAGGACAGACAGCUGUGGAAACCCCUACCGGAGGUGCACUGGAGCCACCAGGUGUUGGAGCCAGCCACAUUCCUUCUCCAGCAACAGUACCAGCAGCUCCUGUUCCAUCCAGCCAGUGGGAUCUGGAGGAGGAAGUGACUGAGGAAGACAAGAAUUCCACAGAUAGAUGGGAUGAGGAAGACUGGGGAAGCCUGGAGCAAGAGACUGAGUCAUCCAAAGAGCAGGCGAGCCCGGAUGACUGGAACACCCCGGACUGGGCAGAACCAGCCUUGGUGUCAAAGAAGCCAGCAGCCAAGAUGACCAACAGCUCUUGCAAGAAACAGGAAUCAGACUGGACCAGUUCUGGCUGGGAGGUUGGAUCUAAUUGGAGCCACAAGAAGUGGGGUGCUCAGGGACAAAGCUCUGUGGCAGAGGACAGUUGGGAGGAGGAUUUUGAUUCUUGGACAGCACAGAAACUGGCCCCCUCACAGCAAGCUCCUGUGGCCCUGCCAGAAGGGACCAAACUGGCCAGUGAAUAUGACUGGGACAGCUCGUUGAGUGCAGAGAAACCAGAUCCGUUCUUCUCCAUCAUCCCUACUCACAAGUCAACAGCAGAGACCCAGCGAAGCCUGGACGCCAUUGGUGAGUGGGGUACAGAGGAAAACUGGGAAUCCGUGGACUCUGACCAGGGGCUCAGCAGGGCAGAAUUAGCACGCAAGAAGCGAGAGGAGCGGAAGAAGGAGAUGGAAGCUAAAAGGGCGGACAGGAAGGUGGCAAAGGGACCUAUGAAACUGGGAGCCAGGAAACUGGACUGACGGGCAACAUGACAGUGGAAGCUCUAGUUAUAGCUUGUAUAUAUGUUCUUAGAAUGUUAGUUUAUACAUACAUCAGCAAUAUGGCCACUCCACCAACCAGGUACACUUGCAUGCAGGGAUGCACAGAUUUGUGGUUUUACUGUAUUUAUUCUGCGUGCUUCUCAGUAAAAAGCAGCUGGGUGAUUGUGUGGCUAUUUGCAUUCUUCUUGUAUGUGCUGCAGUCUUCCUUGUUGUAUAUAAAGGAUGUAGGAAUAAAUUAAUUUUAAAUGA
Pelodiscus sinensis (Chinese soft-shelled turtle) is the source of this 2778-nucleotide messenger RNA. NCBI's taxonomy places the organism in Eukaryota, Metazoa, Chordata, Testudines, Trionychidae. The record is from RefSeq and is a predicted model, not a curated record.